CCUAAUUCCUCUCAAUAAGUAGUUGCGCGCGUCAGCCGACUCUCGGCGCUGGUUACGCGCCCGAGAUCCCCAAGCCUGGCUUACUGUUUCCUUUGGGGAGUGUCGCCUGGCAUCCCUCUAGCCCUCCAACCGCAGGUGUGAGAGUGCCUACCACGCGGCAGGCGCCGCACUGAGCGCUGUACUAUAGUAGGUUUUUAAAUUUCCCCAACAUCCCUAAGCGACAGGAACUGUUACCGCCCGCGUACUGGGGACGAAGGAAAGGCCUUGGAGAAGUUGGGUGGCUUGCCGCGAGUUUUGCAGCUAGUGGCUGAGCGAGGACUCCGAGAGGGGUCUGAGCGAUCCUGAUGCCCAGGCCACAGCCCGCAGCCCCUCCGCUCUGCCGGGUUAUUGUCUGAUCACGCCGUCUGCACCUGUCGCGGGCCUCGCUAGGCAGGAGCGCAGGAGGAAAGGGAGAAAAGAAGGACCACAGGGUGACCAGGUGGCUUUCCUCCAUCCGUACCCUUGGCCCGGGGCGAGGAGAGAUCAUUUCGGGCGCGGGGAUGGCUUUGCGCCUUGGAGAGGACAACCUUCCUUCUCCAGCGAUCGAAAGCGCGGCGGGAACAGGGCUUUGGGGCAAGGACCCUCCUGGGGCUGCAGGGGCGAGCGGAGAAUCUAGGGUCCGGGAGUGGACACUAGGAAAAAGUGGGGUGGCGAGAGCGCGGCUGCCCGCGAAGCUGACUGGGGAGGAGACAAGGCGGCGCGUGCAGAGUGUCCACGCGGUGGGUGUGCGGCGCUUUCAUUCAAACUUUGGGGAGUCUUUGGUUCGGGCGUCAGAGAAGGUGUGACCAAUCAGAGUCCGGGGACGGGAAUAAAUUAUGCAAAUCACCAUCUGGCGAUGGGUCAGAUGACUCCAAUAGUUUAAAAAACUACCUCGCCGGGGAGCUCGCGGUGUGACAGUGGCGAGCCCUGGCUUCCCGGGAGAACGGCACGGGUGAGGGCAGAUCUGGUUCUGGUUGGAGCAUCUUCGCACUCCCCUCACCACCCCGUGGCUCAGUUUAGCCAAGUUUUCAUUUUCCACCUUCUCCACCUGCAGCUGUCUAAGGCCACCACUCUCUCUGGUCGAGAGAAGCCUUCCCACUUCGGGUCUUACGGGCUCGGACUGCUGGAAACAUCGAGAGGCGGCUUUUUUUUUUUUUUUUUUUUUUUUGGUGGUCUUUCUAAAAGUCCCGUUUGGGGGAAGGGGAUGUGGCCGGGAAGGAUGAGAAACUCCGGUCUUCUGCUCUGCCUCUGGAGCGCUUACUGUUGCUUUGCCGCGGGAGGUCCCGCAACCCUUGGUCCAGAGGGUCGGCUGCAAGAUGAGCUCAACAAAUCCAGGGUUGUACCGGCUGCUGCCAAACCCCCGGUGAGAUUUAACCUCCGCACCUCUGAGGACCCAGAGCAUGAAGGAUGCUACCUCUCCUUUGACCACAACCAGCCCUUAGAAGACUGUGGCUUCAACAUGACAGCCAAAACCUUUUUCAUCAUUCAUGGAUGGACGAUGAGCGGCAUGUUUGAAAGCUGGCUGUACAAACUCGUGUCAGCCCUGCAGACAAGAGAGAAAGGAGCCAACGUCGUGGUGGUGGACUGGCUCCCGCUGGCUCACCAGCUUUACACAGACGCAGUCAACAAUACAAGGGAGGUGGGACACAGCAUCGCCAGGAUGCUCAACUGGCUGCAGGGGAAGGAGGAUUUUUCUCUCGGGGAUGUUCACUUGAUCGGCUACAGCCUUGGGGCUCACGUGGCCGGGUAUGCCGGCAACUUCGUGAAAGGCACGGUGGGCAGAAUCACGGGUUUGGAUCCUGCUGGGCCCAUGUUUGAAGGGGUUGACAUCCACAGGAGGCUGUCCCCUGACGACGCAGACUUCGUGGAUGUCCUGCACACCUACACGCGCUCCUUUGGCUUGAGCAUUGGGAUUCAGAUGCCUGUGGGUCACAUUGACAUCUACCCCAAUGGAGGUGACUUCCAGCCGGGCUGUGGACUCAACGAUGUCUUGGGGUCAAUUGCAUAUGGAACAAUUGCAGAGGUGGUGAGAUGCGAGCACGAGCGGGCAGUACACCUCUUUGUCGACUCUCUGGUGAAUCAGGACAAGCCGAGCUUCGCAUUCCAGUGCACGGACUCCAACCGCUUCAAAAAGGGGAUCUGCCUCAGUUGCCGGAAGAACCGUUGUAAUAGCAUUGGCUACAAUGCCAAGAAAAUGAGGAACAAGAGGAAUAGCAAAAUGUACCUAAAAACCCGGGCAGGCAUGCCUUUCAGAGUUUACCAUUAUCAGAUGAAAAUCCAUGUCUUCAGCUACAAGAACAUGGGAGAAAUUGAGCCCACCUUUCAUGUCACCAUUUAUGGCACCAAUGCAGACUCCCAGAAUCUGCCUUUGGAAAUAGUGGAGCAGAUCGAGCUGAAUGCCACCAACACCUUCCUGGUCUACACCGAGGAGGACUUGGGAGACCUCCUGAAGAUCAGACUCACCUGGGAGAGGACUUCUCAGUCCUGGUACAACCUGUGGAAAGAGCUUCGCAGCUACCUGUCUCAGCCCCGCAGGUCCGAGCAAGAGCUGAAUAUCAGACGCAUCCGCGUCAAGUCCGGGGAAACCCAGAGGAAAUUGACUUUUUGUGCAGAAGAUCUUGAGAACACUCGCAUAUCCCCUGGCCAAGAGCUCUGGUUUCACAAGUGUCGAGAUGGCUGGAGAAUGAAAAAUGAAACCAGCCCAACCCCGGAGCAUCCUUGAAGGUCCCCGCAAGGCCCCCCACUCCCUGAUUUCCAAGCACAUGGAGGAACGUUACUGCUGAGGACCCACCUGAUGGAAAGACCCUUCUUGGCCUUGACCCUGGAGCAAUGGGAGGAGCCCACUUGCUGGGCCCAGCACCGUGCCUCCCAUGAUGGCUGGGACUUUUCUCCAGAGGAGACCACAUCCUGCUGUUCCUGCUAUUCCCGCUGCUGCUCUACGAUAGCUCUAACUCCAGAUCUGUGUGCAAAUGGCCGAUGCCCUGGCCUCUAUGCGUACCGGGCUGGCUUCUCAGGACUGGAUGAGCCAGUGCUUCACCCAACAAGGAACACAGGCUCCGAGUGACUCUGCGUGGAAGGCUGUCAGCUGCCUGACCUGACUUGAGUCAUAGUGAGGGGUCUUGCUGCUGGGAGCUGACUCGUGUCAGGAUGGCAGACCUGGGACCUUGUUCACCGGGGGAGGGAGAGUAGAUCUGGGGAGGUGUGGCGGCCCUCGCUCUUGGGGCUUGAUGGGUAACUGGUGACGUGGACUGGUUACAUUUUAUUCGGUCCUGCUCCCCAGCUCCUUCUCCAAAGCACACAUCAUUGGCUUUCUUCUUUUUCCAUUGCUCAUUUAUUUGUUUUAAGAAGAUGUUGGGGGUAGGAGUUUAUUAAUUUUUAUUUAUUUAUUUUGGCUGUGUUGGUCUUCGUUUCUGUGCGAGGACUUUCUCUAGUUGUGGCAAGCGGGGGCCACUCUUCAUCACGGUACGCGGGCCUCUCACUAUCACGGCGCCUCUUGUUGCGGAGCACAGGCUCCAGACGCGCAGGCUUAGUAGUCAUGGCUCAUGGGCCUAGUUGCUCCGCGGCAUGUGGGAUCCUCCCAGACCAGGGCUCGAACCCGUGUCCCCUGCAUUAGCAGGCAGAUUCUCAACCACUGCGCCACCAGGGAAGCCCCUCAAUUGCUCAUUUUUUGAUUGGACAAAUGUUUAUUAAGCACUGAAACUUAAUUAGCACAUGGCAGUAGACACCUUAGUAAAUCUUUGCAGACCAUCUUCUCAUUUGAAACCUAAUGGGGUUGGGAUGUCUAGGCUCUCUUCCCGUUUAGAUGAUCCAUGGAUAUGCACGUGAUGAAAGGCAUGAGGGGCACUGGGAGGGCUACAGGAUGUGAGAGUUGGGGACCCUGAAGCUUUAAGUGAUUUCUACCUAUUUCUUCUUAGUUAAAGUGCAUUUCCCUUAAGAGUGACAUCUUUGAUCACCAGCAGAGUGGCAAGCGGAGUGUUAUACAUGUUAGGGACAGAACGGUGCCAGUUGCUGAAUAUGAUUGGCAAAAUCUCUUCUGUGUAGGAAGCUGGAGGCUAUUACAUAUGUUACACAUAUCUGUUCAUACAGAAACCAGCACCUGUCACACACAGCUGGUACCAAGAUUGAAUUAAUGCCAUGCUUUUUCCUUCUUGAAAUAUCUUGUUCCAAUACAAGUGCCCUUUCUGUGCUGAACUUCUUCAAAAAGCCCUUAAUUCUAGAUCUUGGUUUGAAUUAAUAUACAUGAUAUCUGAGGAACCCUUUUAUAAUUUUCAAAAGAUUUGAACAUGCAUCACUUAAUUAGAGACUCACAACAGGAGGUGAGCAGGGCAGUUACUAUUAUCUCUAUUUUACAAAACUGAAGCUUAGUGAGGUUCAGCACGAGCCUAGAAUUAUAUACCAAGUUGGUGGAGGAGCCAGGUGAGGACCUAGACUCCCUGGAGGCAAUGCCCAUGGUAUGCUCAUCUCUGCAACUUCAUCAGGACUCGUAUAGCCAUUUCCCACCAAUAUGCCCCAGAUGUAACAAACAAGGAAUUUUUUUCAGAGCCAUCCAUGAAACCCGAAACUCUUUUAUUAAUAUAUAACUGGGAGAACAACUGGGCCAAGGGUUGGGAUUUUUAUGGAUAAGAUUGAUUUGCAAGGAGAUGUGAUGUUAGGUGGGAAAGGGGGAGAGUGAUUUUCUCUGUAGUUAGGUUUUUAAAGGACAUUGUUUUAAUCUCUAUUGUGCCAAGGUUGUGUCAUUGUUCUGUGCCAAACCUCUGAAGACAUAACCAGUCAAAUACCUUAAUUCAAGGUAUUUUCUCAAUCCAGUUGUGUGCCUUUUCUGUUGCUUCUGUGAUUGCAUUCUAGCCAAAGUAGAGCUUGUAUUAUUGACUGUGCAUCCUGGUUACUUCUACUUUUGUAAUGGAAGCCUUGGGAAUCGAAUCCUCAGUGGGUCCUGUAUUUAUACAUUUGGCUUGAAGCCUUAUUUGUAUAUAAUGAUGCUUUUUUAAAUGCUUAGAAUACUAUUUAUUUCUCAAGUGUAUAUAAUGUAUAAAAAUAAAUAUAUGGUUAGUUUUUACUUUAUGAUUAACCGAUUUCAAGAUUUAAAAUUUUAAUAGUAAAAUAAUAAAAAUCUACAAAAUUCUU
Messenger RNA from Orcinus orca (killer whale), 5142 nucleotides. It is a transcript of the gene LIPG, whose product is annotated as lipase G, endothelial type. NCBI's taxonomy places the organism in Eukaryota, Metazoa, Chordata, Mammalia, Artiodactyla, Delphinidae. Gene Ontology annotation, biological process: lipid metabolic process. Gene Ontology annotation, molecular function: lipoprotein lipase activity; protein binding. Bases 1223 to 2740 code for a protein of 505 amino acids. The transcript has 10 exons. The record is from RefSeq and is a predicted model, not a curated record.